Gavialis gangeticus (Gharial) is the source of this 1007-nucleotide messenger RNA. Its product is annotated as F-actin-capping protein subunit alpha-1-like. The coding region runs from base 102 to 971 and encodes 289 amino acids. Gene Ontology annotation, molecular function: actin filament binding. The record is from RefSeq and is a predicted model, not a curated record. Gene Ontology annotation, biological process: barbed-end actin filament capping; actin cytoskeleton organization. The transcript has 2 exons. Gene Ontology annotation, cellular component: F-actin capping protein complex; actin cortical patch. NCBI's taxonomy places the organism in Eukaryota, Metazoa, Chordata, Crocodylia, Gavialidae.
AAUGGCUCCUCUGAAUGAAGACGAGGAUGAUGAUGAGGACUCCACGGUGUUUGAUGUGAAAUACAGGUGUGGGGCACCUGGGAUCCUCCAGCCUUGCCCCGAUGCAGCGAAUGCCCAAAAGCCAUCUCCUGACCAGAGAAGAGAAGCUGCAGGUGAUGCGAAAUCUCUUGAAGCAAGCUCCACCUGAAGAGUUCAACGAGGUUUUCAAUGACCUCCGCUUGCUGGUGGAUGACGAUAGCCUGAUGUCGCGGGAAGCUGCUUGCCUCUGGGCCCUGCACAACAAGGUCUACUUCACCCCCGUCAGGGAGGAGGAGUGUGAGGUGCUGCUGACCCGCCACAAUGAGCUCCAGGAAAAUCGCUUCCUUGACCCCCAGAAACAAGUCUCCUUCAAAUUUGACCAUCUGAGAAAGCAAGCAAGUGACUUCCAGGCUCAUGCCCAAGAGGAUAAAAAAGGUGAAAUGUGGAGAAGGGCCCUUUAUGAGGCUCUAAACGUAUAUGUCAGCAGCCACUAUGCUGAAGGACUUUGCAGUGUCUUCAUCAAAGACACAGCUGUCCGGAAAAUCCUUGUGGCCUGCAUUGAGGGUCACCUGAACAGACCCUCUGCUUUCUGGAAUGGCCUUUGGAAAUCCGAAUGGACUGUCGGCCUGACUCCCACUUCCACGUCCGCCCAGGUGACUGGGACCAUCGAUGUCCAUGCUCACUACUUUGAGGAUGGCAAUAUCCAUUUGACAGUGUGCAAGGAAGUAAGUGGGACUCUGCCCAUCACCAGUGAAGCUCAGACUGCCCAGGACUUUGUGAAGCUGGUAGAGAAAGCAGACAACCAGCUCCAGGCUGGGCUGGCAGAAGAAUACCAAAAGAUGAAUGAUUCCCACCUGAAGGCUUUCCGGAGACAGCUGCCCAUCACCCACAGCACUAUUGACUGGGAGAAAAUGGUAACAGCGAGGAUUGUGGAGGCUCCCGCUGUUCGUUGAAAGAUUACUGCUUGCAGCGUCUGAAUAAAAUGAUAA